Messenger RNA from Lucilia sericata (common green bottle fly), 2043 nucleotides. RefSeq names its product transcription factor mef2A. The transcript has 4 exons. Lineage: Eukaryota; Metazoa; Arthropoda; Insecta; Diptera; Calliphoridae. The record is from RefSeq and is a predicted model, not a curated record. Bases 427 to 1653 code for a protein of 408 amino acids.
UGAACGCGUGUGGUUGUGCAAAUUGGAAUAAAAUAGAAAAAAGCAAUAAGUGAGAAAAAUAAAGUAACAGUGAAACAUAUAAACAACAAGAGGCGAAGGAAGAAGCAAAACAAAAACCAAUAACGAAACAGGAACGCGGUUUUUACAGAGCAACGUUUUGAAAUACACAUAAAAAGGGAGAUAAAAGUAAAUAAAUUCGAUUUUUUCUAAAAAAAUUUUGUAAUAAACAAACUUUAUAAAAGAACAAUAAACAAGUACAGUCUAUAAACAACAACAGGCAACAACUACUUCAUCGCGCUAACAAUAAGCAAUAACAACUAAAAGUUAAGCAACAACCAAAACUACCUAAUUUACCAAUAGAAAAAAAACCAACAACAAUCAACCAAUAAAUUAUAAAAUAUAUAAAUAAAUUACACAAAUUACAAUAUGGUUUUAACAAAUUUUGAAUUAUGGGCUGCUGAUGGUGUUACCAAUGGCUCAAACUUGCCUUUGGAUUUUGUGGAAUCCAGUCAACUUCAUCAUAAUCGUCAUUUAAAUCCUUUUGAUCCACGUGCUGUAACACAAUUAAACUCGAAUUCAAAUCAUUUAUCCUCCAAUGGUUACUAUGGAUUCUCCUACAUAAAUUCAGUACAUGAUAAUGAUAAUAACAACAACAACAAUAAUAACAAUACUAGCAACAUUAACCACAACAAUAAUAAUAACAAUAGUACAACAUAUAAUUUUAUGGCAAAUGAUGUCAAUGGCAUGAAUAAUACACAACAACUACUACAACAAACACAUGCUUCGUCAGUUAACUUUGGCAGCUCUGCUUACGCAGCCGGUCAUGCUGCCCCAGUAGCACGUUGUAAAAAACGUUUCUUCGUUAUGAAUGAUGAUGAUGAUGCGGCUGCUGCUGCUGCUAACAACGCCGCUAAUUGUACAGCCACUAACAAAAACUACCACAACUAUGAGGUUUCAGCCAAACGUUGCCGUUUCGAUGAUGAUUUUUCAGCUCAAUAUUGUAAUGAUUUCUUUCAGUUACCUUCAACACAAAUUGCUACACAGUCUUGUUUAAUGGACACUGAAGAAGGCUUUGAAAACAACAAUAAUAAUAACAACAACAAUAUUGAGAAAUAUGAACAAACAUUAAACCCGCAAUUACAAACUUUAACUGCUCACCAGCAGCAGCUGCAGCACCAACAAAUUAGCCAACAACAGCAACAGCAGCAGCCUCAGCAACAACAUUUAUAUCAUCAGCAACAACACUAUCAAGACAACAUACAAUUUGCCACAAAUAAAUGCCAACUCAAUCACAACAACAACAAUAAUAAUUCUUGUGACACAUUAGCAUUAAAAAACGAUCAUAAGAAAUGUAAAAUUGAUUUAGGAAAUCAAAAUGAAAAUGUUUUAAAAAUUCACCAACUAAAAGCAAAUAAUAAUUCAAUAGAAAAUGAAAAAGAUGAUGAUAAUGAUGUUGUUGUCAAUGAUGAUGAUUGUAAAGUAGUAGAUGAUGCAACCCUAUUUGCUCAACUACAUGGCGGUUGUUUGCAUCAUCAUGAUCAUCAGCAUUAUCAAUUAAAUAGUACAGUUGUUUCCUCUACAGCGGUUUACACUAAAACAAACAAUGCUGUGCAUCAUCAGUUACAAGAUGAAAAUUAUUAUGAAGAAUUUUGAAAAAGGAAAAGUGUUAAUAUUGAAUAUUCUUUUUUACACUGUGUGACUUAAUAAUUAAUAAAUUUGUAAAUUGAUUUUUGCUAAACAAACAUAAUUUAUGAAAUGAAUUCAACAUAUCGUUAAGCUUUUUAUUUAUAAAAAUUUUUUUGUAAAAUUUUUUAAUUUUUAAAUUAUUAUUUGUUAUUAUUUCAUUUUAUUUAAUUUCUUUUUCUAUGUAAAAAAAAAUACUAUAAAUAUGUACCUUACUUUUAAUUAAGCUUUUAAACACAAAUUAGUUACAAAAAUUAUAAUUUGUAAGCAAAAAAGGAAUUAUAGUACAAGUUUAAUUUGAGUUGUAAAUGAUUUUAAAAUAUUGUAAUAAAACUGUGAAUUGAAUUAAUAAAAUGUAAU